AUGUUUUAAGGAAGUCCUCAGCGACUGUGUAACAGGAAUUAACAAAACUACUCAUUGAUGACCUGCGUAAAUGUGUCACGGUGUGGAUAGUUUUGGGACUUUAAAAGCUAGUUAUUCAUGUAGCAUCGUAACAAAAGUGUAAAGUUUUUUUUUUUUUCAGGAGAAUGAGCAAGCCAACAACACCAUCUACUUAUGUCAGAUGUUUAAAACCUGGCAUGUUUCGGAAACUGGCUGAUUUUUUGGACCCUCAGGAUGCCUGGAAGAAAAUUGCAAUGGAUAUUAAAAAAGCAACAGGAGAACCUCGGUAUAACCAAUUUCACAUCCGGAGGUUUGAAGGAUUGCUAGCAAUGGGAAAAAGUCCUACAAUUGAACUUCUUCAUGACUGGGGAACAACAAAUUGUACAGUCAGCGAGCUUGUUGAUAUUUUAUUAAGUAACCACUUUAUUGCACCAGCUAACCUUUUAAUUCCAGAUUCUGUUGAAGAGGACCAAGUUGUUCGGCCAAAUCCUUCUUUUUGUCCUCAAGAGUCAACUGCUGUUUUUGAGCCAGAAAGACAACCUCCAUCUCCAGAUAGCACAAGUUCAGCAAUCUCUAAUGAUAGUGCUACAGGAUUUUACAACUUUUCCUUUAGUGAAAUAAUGAGAUUCACCAAUAACUUUAAUGAGAAGCCCAUUUCAGAAGGAGGAAAUAAACUUGGAGAAGGUGGAUUUGGAGUAGUAUUCCAGGGAUGUUUCAAUAACAAAAUGGUAGCAGUUAAAAAGCUUUCUGCAAUGCCUGAUUAUUCUCUCCAAGAGUUGAAACAACAGUUUAAUCAAGAAAUUAAAACAAUGAUGAUGUGCAAGCAUGAAAACCUUGUGGAGAUGAUUGGGUUUUCUGAUGAAGGAGAACACCUUUGUGUAGUAUGCACCUACAUGUCAAAUGGUUCUUUGCUUGACAGACUUGCUUGCCUGAAUGGUACCAGUCCUCUGUGUUGGAGUAGAAGAUGCUCCAUUGCCCUGGGAAGUGCCUGUGGUAUUGAAUAUUUACACACCAAUAAACACAUCCACAGAGACAUCAAAAGUGCAAAUAUCUUGCUGGACUCUUUGCUAGUACCAAAGAUUUCAGACUUUGGCCUCACACGGGCAGCAGCAAAGCUGACUUCAACUGUUUUUACUGAAAAAGUUGUUGGCAGCACUGCUUACAUGGCUCCAGAAGCUUUGAGAGGGGAAGUUACAGCCAAGUCAGAUUUCUUCAGCUUUGGAGUAGUUUUACUAGAAAUCAUCUCUGGACUUCCACCUGUUGAUGAAAAUCGUGAGCCACAGUUACUGCUCGACUUCAAAGUUGAAAUUGAAGAUGAAGAGAUGACAUUGGAGGAGUGUGUCGACAAGAAAAUGGAAGGGUGGAAUAUAGAAUCAGUAGAGAAAAUGUAUUUAAUUGCCAGUCAAUGCCUUCAUGAUAACAAAAACAGACGACCUGACAUUAAAAAGAUUAAAGAUGUGCUUGAAGAGCUUAAUGACACUUGUUAACAGAAAAAGACAGUCAUCAGUCAUGGUAUUCUUUGUAAUAAUGUUUUUUAUUUAACUUUUUAGGCAUUCCUUCUUUUUUAUAUUUUUUGGCAACAUAAUUUGGAAAGUGAUGCAUUAUAUACUGUAAAAUGAUGAAGGACUACUAUCAAGUAGUGCCUUAAAUGUGUAGUCAAUUUGUGGUGAUAGCUGAUUUAUUAAAGUCUAAAUACAAACUAACUAAAACACAUUAUAUAUUAUACUUCAUUACACACAAAAAAGUGAUUGUAUUAUUAUUUAUACUUUACAUAAUGCACAAUAAAUAAAUUAUAUAAUUAAGUGAUUAAUACAUUUCCAGAGGUUAUGACAACAUCCAACCAUUGGUCAGUACAUUUAGAGCUAAUCUACCAUAACCGCAAACAAUUUUAUCUAGCUUCAGCACUCAACUUAUGAAUCACCAUUGGCGAGCAUUUUAAAUCUGUGUAAACUACAAUUAAUCUACCUUUACACAUUUUUGCACCUAUGGGCUUCUAUCAUCCUUAAAUACUAUUUUCAUAUUUUUCAGCUACUACAGUAUAUUCACUGUUUUCCAUUUUGUGUUGCAUUAGUUACACUGUCUCGGUUUAUUCUUAGCACUAUUUAGAUGACUUUUGAAACAAAAUAUUUUGGCUUAAUUGCAUUGCAACUCUUGGUGGAAAUGGUGCAAUAAAAUGAUCAAUUUUGGGCAAUAAAUAUUAAAGCUACUCUUUGACCAACUUUUAUUUCCGGCCCACAGUUGUGAACAAUGUAUAUGCUUGGUUUAAUAGAGCAGCAGAAUUUGUCAAAAUAUUUCAAGUAAAAUUGGUGCCCUUUAGCUUCAUUUAAUUUCAGCAGCUCUCGUCUAUUCUUUUCUCAUGUUUGCUUAAAGGCUUUGUCAGACUGUAGCUGGUAAAGGGACAAAACAGAAGUGGAAUGUUCUGGUUAAAUUUCUUCCAAACUUUAUUUUUAACUCUAAAGUGCUAAUGUUUAUUUUUGGAAAUAAAUAUAUAACUAGUUAAUAACCUGUCAAUCAAUUUAAUUUGUAGCAGAUGAUUUUGAUUAAGAGUUUUGGUAUUGUUAAGGUACAUUCCAUUUUAUCAGCCUUUUAGAUAUUAAUAAAACAUUCAAGCAUCUAUCCAUAUCAUUUUCUAAACCCACUUAAUCACAUAACAUAAUUACAUACUGUAUUAUAGUGUAUAUUCUUCAUUUUUCAAUUGCCCUGUGAAAGUGUUCACAGUGUUAAAAAAUAUUUACCUAAUUCCAAGUUAAUUAAGUUUGUUUCACUGUUCUGCACAACAUGAUCUAAAAAUACAAUGUCAACAAUUACUUAUUCAUCCAUUAGUUUUCUGGCUCCAUUUAAUCAGUGAGUGAUGUGUGGAACCAGAUCCUAUUCAAAUAAUACUGGGCACAAAAAGAAGAACCAGUACAGUACUGCUGUACAGCACUUUAUUAAUUCACAGGGCACACUUAGUCUGUGAUACAUCUUUCCUAGACUCACAACAUAUUCACCUCACUUUUACAACCAUCUGUUGUAGAAAAGUGUGCAUUUCUUAUUUGUGCAUAGAAAUGUCCCCCGUUUUGGAUUUGAAAUCACUGUUUAUCUAUUUUUUAAACUACUUUUUCACCUGCGCUGUUAAACCUGAUUGUUUCAUUGAUCUGGCCACUGUCCUUUACUUUCCAUUUCAAGAUGUUGACCCAUUAUUUGGGAGGCUGGCCAGUCUCCAUACUCACAAACAUAUUUAAUCUCGAAGUACAGUCAUCCUGGAGUAUGCAGCAGGGGGUGAAGCAGAGUUGCGUGCAAGUCAGCAGUAAAAAUUUCUGCUCAUACAAAGAUGAUUCUGAGUCAUAAGUUAACCAAGCAAGCAUUGUGGGAUCUGGCAGGAAGUGAAGUUCUCUGAGAAGACUCAAGAAAAGGUGAAUGUGCAAACUAUACACAGAUAGUUACUGGGAAGGAAGUUUAACACAUUUUGUUAAUGGACCUUUGUGUAGAUGUGAGGGAACAAUAAAGCUAUAAAAAUAAACUAAAAAUCUGAUUGUCUUAUUCUUUUGUUAUUAGAGUAUUUCAUAUAGGUGUCCUUUUUGAACUUAAGAUUUUUAGAAUGGUGUAGUUUUUUCUCUUUGGCACAAUAUCUCAUGCCUUUUAAAAUGGGCUUGGGGUUCAUGUGUGGACUGCAGUUCUUCUACAGAUUUUCAAUUGGAUUUAUGCCUGGGCCUGCAUGGGCUGUUCUAGUAUGUUCAUUUUCAUUUACAUUUUUAAAGUGAAUUCUAUCAUCCAAUAGACUAACUUCAAUAAAUGAAUGAAUUGAUGGAAUCUAUCAUUAGAGAGAUAUGACUGAAGGAAUUGUUAAAAACCAGGAGGGAAGAGAGUAAGCUAUUCUGUGUCAAUUUAAAUUAGAACAUUGUGGGCUGAAUAAAUAUCUGUAUAGAACUGGAAAGGAAUAAAGCAGCUACUGACGCCCAUCUUGGUUUGUACAAGUGCAAACCAUAAGCUUUGUGUAUGCACUCUAUUAGCAGUACUUGAUGUUUAAAAGAAGCAGAUUGAGGCACCAUUUAGAACUUGGUAAGUUCUUCCCAGUACAUACACGGUAUACUGAAAUGCACACACUAUAUUCUGAAAAACACAA
Erpetoichthys calabaricus (reedfish) is the source of this 4123-nucleotide messenger RNA. RefSeq names its product interleukin-1 receptor-associated kinase 4 (gene irak4). The transcript is spliced from 12 exons. Bases 165 to 1505 code for a protein of 446 amino acids. Gene Ontology annotation, cellular component: plasma membrane. The record is from RefSeq and is a predicted model, not a curated record. Gene Ontology annotation, molecular function: magnesium ion binding; protein serine/threonine kinase activity; ATP binding. Gene Ontology annotation, biological process: protein phosphorylation; signal transduction. NCBI's taxonomy places the organism in Eukaryota, Metazoa, Chordata, Cladistia, Polypteriformes, Polypteridae.